AUGGGUUUUCCUGAAGCUGCUGGUUCUUUUAGAACUCAUCAAAUUAAGGCUGCUCCAAUUGGCUCUGCAGUUGGUAGAUUUAAGGCAAAUCUUGUCUUCAAGGAGACUGAAAAGAAGCUUAAAGAGGAAGGGGAACAGUUUAUAAGAAGGCUGACUGCAGAGUCCCAAUGGCUGACCUGGACUUGCUGGCUUUAA
Messenger RNA from Puma concolor (puma), 195 nucleotides. The record is from RefSeq and is a predicted model, not a curated record. NCBI's taxonomy places the organism in Eukaryota, Metazoa, Chordata, Mammalia, Carnivora, Felidae.